AACGACGUACGACCGGGGAACACGGGACAGUUUCGAGUGCGCUCCACACACAGUGUCUCUCUGUACUUGUAUUUAAAAAAACGAUUCGAGUGCGUUUCAACGUGGUGGUGGCUUCUGACGAAAAUAAUUAACAUCGUUCCCCUCGAAUUCAGAACGUUGCUUUCGCCACCCUCUUCCACCGAUCUCGAGUUACCAUUUCUCUUGCCGAAAACCACGUUUCUGGCAGAGACUGUUGAAAGAAAAAGGGAAAAGGGCAUCGACGUUUGAUCAUUUCGCACGAUCGUCUGGUAACAAACGUUCGAUAAAAAAGAAAGAAUCGAGGAUCUUGUCGUUGUGUGGGAAAAAGUGUUUACAACAGUGGAGACAACGGUAGCUGUGAUUUUCCCCAAGCCACCCUUUGCGGGCCCUUUGUUAUGGAAACCUGCGUUCUGAUACCCAAAGAAUUUUCCUUGGCACUAGCGAAUGAUCGAUCGAACUACAAGGGCCUCUUCAAGAAUGAUUCAGGCGGUUUAGUUACGGACGUCAGGAUAUCCGUAUGGUCGAACGUGCUUAUUCCGGCAGGGACGUUGAUCUACCCCUUUCAGGGCUCCAUUCGAUUCGACAAGAUCGACCUUUACUCCCUUCUCGAUGACAACGAUAUCAGACGCGAGUACGGCUGCUACGAUGAAGUCUUCUUUUCGAAUUACAGCCUUAACAAGCGCCAGUGCAAUUGGAUAAGAUUCCUCCGUAUAGUUCAGUCUUACGACGAACAAGUAAACUUAAUCGGUACCAAAGUGAAAGGGGAUCCAAUCUUCGAAGUAAUAAAGGAUGUCCAACCGGAUACAGAAUUAGUGGCUUGGUUUCUUCCUACGGCAGAACAAGAUUUCGUCUUUAUAUCGCACGACAUGUGUUCCAGGUCUGCUCUCUACAGAUGCACCAUUGACUCCAUUUUAGAUGAAUCCCCUUUAGACUUAUCCAUGGCGUUGCUUUCUCAUCAUUCGUCAUCGACAAUUUCACAUCCGUACUACGAGGUGGACGAAUACGAGUCUACGUCCGAAGAAUCCUCGUCAUCGACGUUAUCCUUGACAGGGGAUCAUUUAGAUUGCAGUAUUUUAACGACGAUUAAGAGAGGAGAAAGGGUUCUGUUGCCGUGCGAAGUCUGCGGGAAAUCCUUUGACCGACCUUCCCUUUUGAAACGUCACAUGAGAACGCACACAGGAGAGAAACCGCAUGUUUGUAUGGUGUGCAACAAGGGUUUCUCAACGUCGAGCUCGUUGAAUACGCACAAGCGAAUCCACAGUGGUGAAAAACCUCAUCAGUGUCUCGUUUGCGGUAAGAAGUUUACGGCCUCUUCCAACCUCUACUAUCAUCGUAUGACUCACAUCAAGGAGAAGCCACACAAGUGUUCACAAUGCUCCAAGUCGUUCCCAACACCGGGAGAUCUUAAGAGUCAUAUGUACGUGCAUAAUGGGCUAUGGCCAUUCAGGUGCCAUAUUUGUAGCCGUGGUUUCAGUAAACCAACUAAUCUUAAAAACCACAUGUUGCUACAUCUUGGCAGGUGUUCGAACAAGAAGAUUGUCAAAUCCAUUUCCGACUACUGACCAAUCGAUAACGCCCCCUCGAUAAUUUAGAAAAUCCAUCGAGAAAUCUAUACGUAUUUUGUUACGCUAUUGUACGAGAUAGAAAUGAAAAUUACUCGUCUAAACAUCUCUCCCUAUUUAUAUCGCUGUUUAAAGAAACACGUGCGCAAAGUUUGCGCACAAUACAGUUUGACGCACAAUUACACUUUGAUCUUAUUGUUAGUAACGUUUUCAAUUGCUCAUUACAUUCAGGUAAAAUUAGUAUGUAAGUACGUAUUGUUAUCACGCCAUAAGAUCCAUUUUCGUUAACUUUUAUAUCUUAUUUAGAACAAUUAAUUGAAUGUUAUUUUUAUAAAAUUUCUUUAUUGUUCCUCGAAGUUAAUUAAUACUGUUUACAAAGUGUUACGUUGAUUAUUAUUGUAGUGUUAAGAUAGAUCUACGUAUGUAAGAGAAAUCACAUGAACUUUGAGUGAAACGUUCAUUUCUUAUGAUAUAGGAAAUUUAAGAAAUAUGCAUUGAGGAAUAAACGCGUUGUUUCGCAUUUCUUGUACGCGCGUGUUAUUAACUACAAGAAUCUAAAUGAAAGAAGGAAAAAGUUACCCUUACAUCGAGUGCUUGCCGGUUCAUGAAUUUUCAUCGUUCCUGACAAUUUCAUAUCGUUCAACUCGAUGAAGAGAAGUAAUUGCCUUUUUACCUCGUUCCGAUAUUUGUUUCGCAAUUACAGCAAAUGACCUAUGCAUACCUUUGAUAAAAUUAUGUGAUGUU
Messenger RNA from Bombus terrestris (buff-tailed bumblebee), 2324 nucleotides. Its product is annotated as zinc finger protein 251. The record is from RefSeq and is a predicted model, not a curated record. The transcript is spliced from 6 exons. Gene Ontology annotation, cellular component: nucleus. NCBI's taxonomy places the organism in Eukaryota, Metazoa, Arthropoda, Insecta, Hymenoptera, Apidae. Bases 414 to 1580 code for a protein of 388 amino acids.